Messenger RNA from Cajanus cajan (pigeon pea), 1319 nucleotides. Its product is annotated as wound-induced protein 1. The record is from RefSeq and is a predicted model, not a curated record. Lineage: Eukaryota; Viridiplantae; Streptophyta; Magnoliopsida; Fabales; Fabaceae.
CAGCAAGUUUCUAUCUAAUUAAUCCUCAUCACAAAAAUGGAGCACAUAUCCACCUCCUUUGAAAUUUCAGAAAUGGAAGCAUGUGUGCCUAAGAAGGAGGAAAUGCUGAACAAGGCAACGGUGGAGUCACUCUACAAGGCCUUGCUGGGGAAGGGCCAAAUGGACACGGUGGCAAACAUGCUAGCAAGUGACCUUGAGUGGUGGUUCCAUGGCCCCCCUCAGUGCCAACACAUGAUGAGGGUCCUCACGGGAGAAACUGCCCUCAACAACAAGGGCUUCCAGUUUGAGCCCAGGACUGUCACAGCCUUCGGCGAUUGCGUGAUCGCCGAAGGCUGGGAAGGUAAGGCCUACUGGGUCCAUGUUUGGACCGUCAAGAAUGGCCUCAUCACUCAGUUCAGAGAGUACUUCAACACAUGGCUUGUGGUCCGGGAUUUGAGAUCACAGACAUGGGAAAACAGGCUUGACAACAUGACAUUGUGGCAAAGCCAGCCCCGCGAUCUCUACCGCCGAUCCCUGCCAGGACUGGUGUUAGCCAUUUAACCAGAAAUGCUAGCAACAUACUCAUAAGAUAAAGAUAUUAUUAUAGUCUAAGAUCAUACCGUGUUCAUGGUCUUCUUAAUCUCUAUAUGAAACUGUCAUAUUGAGAUUAAUUAGAACUAUGGACAUGUGAUGGUCAUGCAUCAUAUAAUAAUUUCUACCUAAGAUGAAUUUUGAGUUUCAUUAGUUUUAUUCAAUUAGUUGAGUUAUUAUUUAAUGAAACCUUCAUGAAUUUGAUCUAAUGGAGAAUGUAUCGGAAAGAGUAUGUUGCUGGGAUAGCUCUAGGUGAUGGUUAAAAUUGAAGGAUGUGAACUUGUGGACAACAUGGUAACUUGGGAUGUAAUCUUUGUAGGGUUGUGAAAUUGUGGUCAACUCAACCGCAUUGAGUUUUCGUACAUAUUUUGCUUGGGUAACUGAUUAAUUGUUCAAUAAAAUGAUAGUGAAGUUAAAACCAAAAAUGUAUGAGCCAGACACAUGCAUAUAUAGAUAUCUUUGUCCUAUUACUGGAAUUACUUGGGAACUUGAAACUUAGACCCCUAAAAUGGGAAUGAACAAAAAGAGAAGCCAUACAUGGAUAUAGAUAUUUUACUCCUACUGGAAUUGCUUUGGAACUUGAAAGACCCCUCGAUGUGGAAAUGAACAAAAAAGGCAAAAGUUUUAAUAGUUAAUGCUGAUAGCAAAUUGAUAUUAGAAUAUUGGUCUUUUUUGGGGGAUUAAAGUUCGAAGUAGGAGAACUUUCUAUGAUGAAUUUGGCAAUUAUAUGAUCAUGAAAAUGGUAAUUC